AUGCUCCUAUGUGUUUCCGGCUUCUGGGUUUUGCCAACGGAAGGUGCUGGUACAGAAGGUUUCUCAAGAAACUCUUCUUCUUCUUCUUCUCGGUCAAGCUCUGUCAACGUUGGAGCUCUGUUUACUUAUGAUUCUUUCAUCGGAAGAGCAGCCAAACUUGGGAUUAUGGUGGCCAUUGACGACUUUAAUGCUGAUCAGAGUAUUCUCGGGGGAACCAAGCUCAAUGUUGUCUUUCAUGACUCAAACUGCAGUGGAUUUGUUGGCACCAUGGAAGCUUUGCAGGUAAUGGAGAACAAGGUGGUUGCAGCCAUUGGUCCACAAUCUUCAGAAAUUGGUCACAUAAUCUCCCAUGUAGCUAAUGAGCUUCAUGUACCUCUCUUGUCAUUUGCAGCGACGGACCCGACUCUUUCUUCGCUUCAAUACCCUUAUUUCUUUCGCACCACACAGAACGAUUACUUCCAGAUGAAUGCAAUCGCAGAUUUUGUAUCCUAUUGCCGAUGGAGAGAAGUUGUUGCCAUCUUUGUAGACGAUGAGUAUGGUAGGAACGGGAUAUCUGUAUUAGGUGAUGCUUUAGCAAAGAAACGUGCCAAGAUCUCUUACAAGGCUGCAUUUACACCCGGUGCAGAUAAUAGCUCAAUCAAUGACUUGUUGGUUUCUGUUAAUUGUAUGGAAUCUCGCAUCUUUGUUGUUCAUGUGAAUCCUGAUUCGGGUUUAAACAUAUUCUCUGUCGCCAAGUCUCUUGGGAUGAUGGACAGUGGCUAUGUCUGGAUCGCCACUGAUUGGCUUCUUACAGCAUUGGAUUCUGUAGAACCCGUCGUGGAUCCCAAAACUAUGGAUCUCUUGCGAGGAGUAGUUGCUUUUCGACAUUACACACCUGAGAGUAACAAGAAGAGACGGUUUAAAGCAAGAUGGAAAAACCUUAGAUCAAAAGAGAGUUCAAGAAGUGAUGAUGGCUUCAAUUCUUUUGCAUUGUAUGCUUAUGAUUCUGUUUGGUUGGUAGCUCGUGCUCUCGAUGUUUUCUUCAGAGAAGGCAAUACAGUGACGUUCUCCAAUGAUCCGGAUCUGAGGAAAACCAACGAUAGCAACAUUAAGUUUACAGCACUUAACGUCUUUAAUGAAGGGGAGAGAUUCAUGCAGGUCAUUCAUGAGAUGAAUUAUACAGGUCUGACCGGACAAAUCGAGUUUGAUUCAGAGAAAAACCGGAAAAAUCCAGCAUACGACGUUUUAAACAUAAAAAGUAGAGGUCUACACAGAGUCGGGUACCUGUCAAAUCAUAAAGGUUUCUCAGUUGAGCCUCCUGAGACAUUAUACUCUAAGCCUCCAAACACAUCUACAGAACAUCAACGUCUUAAUGAGAUCAUAUGGCCAGGGAAGGUAACAAAGCCACCUCGGGGUUGGGUUUUCCCUGACAAUGGAAGGCCGCUCAAAAUUGGAGUGCCUAACCGUGUAAGCUACAAAAACUAUGCAUAUAAGGACAAUAACCCACUUGGUUUUAAAGGCUAUUGCAUCGACAUCUUUGAAGCUGCUGUUCAUUUGCUUCCGUAUCCUGUCCCACGUACUUAUAUACUAUAUGGGGACGGAAAGAGAAAUCCUUCAUAUGACAAUCUGUUAAGCCAAUUUGCUGCAAAUAAUUUCGAUGUAGCUGUUGGGGAUGUUACAAUCAUUACAAACAGAACCAAGUUUGUAGAUUUCACGCAGCCAUUUAUGGAAUCAAGGCUUGUGGUUGUAGCUCCAGUGAAGGAGGCCAAGUCUAGUCCUUGGUCGUUCUUGAAGCCAUUCACUUUAGAGAUGUGGGCUGUGACCGGAGCCUUGUUUCUCUUUGUGGGAGCCAUCAUUUGGAUUCUUAAACAUCGCUUUAAUGAAGAAUUUCGUGGACCCCCUAGGCGUCAAAUCAUCACCAUUUUCUGGUUUAGCUUCUCAACGAUGUUCUUCUUUCACAGGGAGAACACAGUGAGCUCGUUGGGGAGGUUUGUGCUACUCAUAUGGUUAUUUGUGGUUCUGAUCAUCAACUCAAGCUACACAGCCAGUCUCACUUCGAUCCUCACCGUUCAACAGCUAACAUCUCGGAUAGAAGGAAUGGAGAGUCUAAUAACAAGCAAUGAACCCAUUGGAGUACAAGACGGUACCUUUGCGUGGAAAUAUCUGAUCAAUGAACUUAACAUAGCUCCAUCAAGAAUCAUUCCGCUGAAAGACGAAGAAGAAUAUCUCUCUGCUCUUCAACGUGGUCCUAGAGGCGGUGGUGUGGCAGCCAUUGCCAACGAGCUUCCUUACAUCAAAGCUCUAUUGUCAAACAGUAACUGCAAGUUCCGUACAGUUGGACAGGAAUUCACCAGGACAAGCUGGGGAUUUGCUUUCCAGAGAGACUCUCCUCUAGCUGUGGACAUGUCAACAGCGAUCCUGCAACUGUCUGAAGAAGGAAAACUGGAAAAAAUCUGCAAGAAAUGGCUUACCUACAGCCACGAAUGCACAAUGCAGAUUUCAGACACAGAGGACUAUCAAAUCUCGGUACAGAGCUUCUGGGGACUCUUCCUAAUCUGUGGCAUCGUUUGGUUCAUUGCACUCACCCUCUUCUGCUGGAAAGUUUUCUGGCAAUGGCAACGGUUAAGACCAGAAGAAGAAGACAGUGAUGAAGUAAGGACCAGUGAGGAGGCUGGUCCUUCUAGAUCAGGGAGAAGUUUGAAGCCAGCAGCGAGUUUCAAGGACUUGAUCAGAGUUGUUGAUAAGAGAGAAGCAGAGAUCAAGGAGAUACUUAAGCAGAAAAGCAGUAAGAAACUCAAAGCUAGCCAAAGCUCAGCUGAAACUACAUAGAGACGGUUUAGAUUAUAAAAAAAAAUUAAAAAGAGUUACACAAUUUGUUCAAUUGAUUACUGAUAUAUAACAUUACUUACCGGGGUAAAUAAUUUUAUCA
Molecule: messenger RNA, 2908 nt
Organism: Eutrema salsugineum
Lineage: Eukaryota; Viridiplantae; Streptophyta; Magnoliopsida; Brassicales; Brassicaceae
Product: glutamate receptor 3.5
Exons: 6
Coding region: 1-2808 (935 amino acids)
Biological process (GO): G protein-coupled receptor signaling pathway
Cellular component (GO): plasma membrane
Molecular function (GO): glutamate-gated receptor activity; G protein-coupled receptor activity
Source: RefSeq, a predicted model, not a curated record